AUGGAUCUCUUGGGGCAGACAAUAUGUAAUAUCUUUCAAAACCCACUUAUGAUCAUCUUAACCGUGGAAUUAAUCAUUGGAAAUUUGGGAAAUGGAUUCUUGGCACUGCUGAGCUGCAUGAACUGGGUCAAGAAAAAAAGGAUCUCAUUCGUAAACCAAAUCCUCAUUGCUUUGGCCGCCUCCAGAAUGUGUCUGCUCUGGUUCUUGUACAUAGCUUUAUUAGUCUCUUUACUGAAUCCAGUUUUAAUGAUGUCUGUAAGAAUGACAAAAGUCAUUAAUAAUCUGUGGAUUAUAGGCAACCAUUUCAGCAUCUGGCUUGCAACAUGCCUUGGUAUCUUUUAUUUUCUCAAGAUAGGCAAUUUUUCUAACUCUCUUUUUCUUUAUUUGAAGUGGAGAGUUAAAAAGACAGUUUCAAUAAUACUGCUGGUGUCCCUGGUCCUCUUGUUUUCACAUGUUUUACUGGCCAACUUGCAUAUUGCUGUAUGGAAAAAUGAAUCUCGAAGAAAUAUAUCUUACAACUUCAAUUCUCAAAACAAUGCAGAAUCUUAUAGGCAGAUGUUAAUCCUUCAUACAGUGUUCCUGUCUGUUCCCUUUGGUGUGUGUCUGUCAUGCUUCCUUCUACUUGUCUUCUCCUUGUGGACACAUCACAAGAAGAUGCAGCAGCAUGUCCAAGGACGCAGAGAUGCUGGCACCAUGGCCCACAUCAGAGCCUUGAAAACUGUGAUUGCCUUUCUUCUGCUAUACAUCAUUUUUUUCUUGUCUAUUUUUAUACAAAUUUGGAAGUAUGAGUUACUGGAGAAAAGCCUUUUCAUUUUAUUUUGUCAGGUGUUUGCCCUAGCUUUUCCUUCAGUCCACUCAUGGGUCCUGAUUCUGGGGGAUAUGAAACUGAGACGCCUCUCUCUCUGUGAUGUUGUGGCUGAUAUGCAGGCCCAACAAUAUGGAGACCUCAGGUCCCUAAAACAUCGGAGAUCAUGUUGCGAAUUCUAG
Molecule: messenger RNA, 987 nt
Organism: Mesocricetus auratus (golden hamster)
Lineage: Eukaryota; Metazoa; Chordata; Mammalia; Rodentia; Cricetidae
Product: taste receptor type 2 member 117-like
Biological process (GO): G protein-coupled receptor signaling pathway; sensory perception of taste; detection of chemical stimulus involved in sensory perception of bitter taste
Cellular component (GO): membrane
Molecular function (GO): bitter taste receptor activity; G protein-coupled receptor activity
Source: RefSeq, a predicted model, not a curated record